Triplophysa rosa is the source of this 2336-nucleotide messenger RNA. RefSeq lists its product as uncharacterized. NCBI's taxonomy places the organism in Eukaryota, Metazoa, Chordata, Actinopteri, Cypriniformes, Nemacheilidae. The coding region runs from base 355 to 1278 and encodes 307 amino acids. The record is from RefSeq and is a predicted model, not a curated record. The transcript has 4 exons.
CCCCCACCCCAUUGACUGCCAUUGUAUUGACACAAAGCCAAAUGUCUCAAAAUAUCUUGUUUUCUGUGCCACAGAACCAAAGGUCAUAUAGAGGUUUUGAACGCACUGAGGCUGAACAAAUGAUGGCAGAUUUUAAAAUUGUGUCUGAGUGUACAGGUUGUAGACAGUUUUUCUCCAGGCCGCUAGGGGUCGCUUCUUCGUUGUGAGUUUCUGUUAGAAACGGGCCAGCGAAAGAAUAGAUACCAGAGAUACAAACAGUCGUGGAAGAAGUUCAAGAAAUAGGACAAAUAUAUGAUAUUACGGUUUAUCUCAUAACAGCGAUCUCGGAGAUCUCGCAUCUGUUUCACCUUGCCAAUGGCGGAGAUGCCUCAACAUUGGUCUUACAAGGACACAGAGACGUUGAUCAGAUGGCGUAUGGCUCAUGGAUAUUUAUUCUCAGGCUGGAGAAACACAUGCAAAAAUGGAUGGGAGCUUUUCAUAAAAGAAGCUACAUCGGACUUGGGUGGAAAUAUUACUGCUCAAAGGGCAAAGAAAAAGUGGGAAAAUUUAAAAUGCAAAUACUCGGUUUUGAAAGCUCUCGCACAAGACGUCGAAACAGUAAAACCUGACUCCUGGCGAUGGUUCAGACUAAUGGAAAAGGCUGUUGAUGGAGAUCCUAGUGAGGUCGACUCUCCACAACCAACCCUACUGAGCAACCUAGCCAACGAAUCUGAAUCUGAAUGUGCAGCCCAGCCCAGCAAGAAGAUGUAUCAGGUUGAAAUGGGGAGUGAUAUUCUAGAAUUACUGACACAUUCUGUAAUCGAGGUCAACACUCAAGAAAUCGUGCAGGAUGCAGUAACCUUGUCAGAACCAUUGGAACCUGAGAAAGUAAGGCCGGUGGAAAGCAUUAAGAGUCCUCCAGAGAAUCAGGAUGAGCUACACAUUGAAAGAGCAAAGCUCAAGAAAGAGAGACUGCUUCUAGAGAAGGAACAUACAGAUCUGGACCGAGAGCGAAUGCUCCUGGAGCGAGAGAGAUCUGUUGCAGCGAGGGAGAAAGCAGCUUUGGAGAGAGACCGAUUACAGCUGGAAAAGGACAGAGCUGCUAUUGACAGAGAGAGAGCGUCUCUGGAACAGGACAGAGCGAGACUAGAGCGGGAUAGGGCGGCUCUUGAAAGGGACAGAGAGACUUUUACCACCAUGACUCUGGGGACAAACGGACACGUCCAGCCGGGUUCUCCUCAUGUGGAGGAUAGGAAGCGGUUAAUAUUUUUGUUUGAAAAAUUAAUCGAGAGAUUUUGAGAUCACAGUACACAGAGUCAUUCUGUGCAUUUGGUUCGUGGUUAGGAGGGUACUUAAAAUAAAAAAGUACUGCACGUUCAAGCGUCUUAUAGUUUAGUUGUCUUUACUAAGAGGACACUUUUCAGGAGUAGUGCAAAGUGGAAAUUAAAACAUUGCAGUAGCACCUGCUUCAAAACUGUUCAUUUGUUGAACUGUUGAACAUUUUUUUUCACAAUUCUGGUCUACAGAAAGCUGUUAAUUUGUAAAGCACUGCAUCUGAAUGAACUUCAAGUUACGUUGUUUAGAAUUAAACACUUGUCUUUUUGUUUUUUUGUUAAACAAAAAAUUAAUGAAGUACAUGUUUAAAAGGCAGAGGUGGACGAAGUACACAACUUCCUUACUUGAGUGAAAGUACAGAUAAUACUGGUCAAAUAUUACUCCACUACAAGUAAAAGUUGUAAAGACAGAUUCUUACUUGAGUAAAAGUACAGAGAAGUACGUGCUUUUAAAAGUACUCAAGUAUUAAAAGUAAAUUUCCUUUAUGUCAGUUGUGCAUUGUUUUAUUGUCGUAUAACUUAUGCCUCUGAAGCAACCAACUGAAUACAUUGAGUAGCUCACAGUAUCAGUUGUAUUAAAGGAGUAGUUCACUUCAAAAUUUGCUCCCAUUGACUUUCCAUAGUCAUUUUUAUUCCUACUGUGGAAAGUCAGUGGGGGCAAAUUUUGCAGUGAGCAACUCCUUUAAGAGCUUUAUAUGUUUAGCACACAUAUGUUUAGUUUAGAUAUAAUCCUGUAUUAUCAUUUAGCCUAAUUAUCCUCAUUAGCCCCCUAGGCCUAUAUGUAUUUAUGAGCAGUGUUCUUUUAUUUGUAUAUUCCUUUUACCAGUUUUAGCAGCAAUUUACCAGUAAGUAGUAAGGUUCUUGUAAAUAAUAAAGUGUAGAAGCCAUGUGUUUGUUGGACUUAUUACCAUUUGUAUUACCAUAAUUUAACUACAAACAUAAACUAUAGCUAGUAUAAUGAAACUAUGGUAUUUUUAGUUGCUGUGGUUUUACUAAAGAUUAUUAAUUGGAGGUUCCUAUAGA